AUGUUUGGCAGCAACAACAGCGGUUCCCCCCCAAAAGAAAGCAACGUCAUGGACGCGCCCGCAUCAGCCACUACUGUCACUCCAAACAACCGAACUAGCGAAUCUCCUAAAUCCUCAAAACCCGACGAGAUGGGCGACGGUACUGCUGGUGGAGAAAAGCGCAGCGGCAACGGAAGCCCACAAGGCCGGCCGACAGCUGACAACGGAGCCACAUCAGAGAAGAAGCGCAAGAGUGGUGUUGGCGGCAAGGCCAGUGCUAUGUUAGCCAGCGCAAAGAGCUCAUUGCACUUCAGCCCUGGUUCUGGUCCAAAUCCCUCAUCAAGCGCGCGAAAUGCAGAGCAAAAUACGCAAACGCCUUUACAGAAGCUGGGAAAACAAGAUCCGGCCUUGAGCGUCCCUCAAGGACAGCACAACAAUAGUGCUGGCGAUUCCAUUCCCGGUCCAAAAUCGACCUUCUCGGUUGGGGUCUGGGAGGAUCGAAAUAAAAAAUGCCGUCGGACUAUGGAAGAUACCCAUGCCUUUUUAUACAAUUUUCUGCAUACACCUGCCCCCGCGCUGAAUUUAGAAACCAGUCCUGUUACGGGAAACCCAGAUUUACAGCAUGAAGAAUCAGGUACCGAGUCGUCGGCCAGUUUGGUUGCGACGAGCGAGAUGAUGGAAACCGACAACGGAUAUUUUGCCAUCUUCGACGGCCAUGCCGGCACCUUCGCUGCGGAUUGGUGCGGAAAGAAACUACACCUCAUUUUGGAAGACGUCAUUCGAAAAAACCCCAAUACUCCGAUUCCCGAGCUUCUUGAUCAAACAUUCACUACGGUUGAUGCACAUCUCGAAAAACUUCCGGUCAAGAAUAGCGGCUGCACAGCGGUCACAGCGGUAUUGAGAUGGGAGGAUCGGAUACCCAACGCACAAUCUGCUACUGGGUCCACAGCUAUUGCACCAGCAACUGCUGCUGCGGUCAAGGCUGCGGAUGAGCAGGCCAAAAUUGAGGAGAAGUCAAGUGAUAGUGGGGUUGACAUGAGCAAGAGCACAUCAAAACCGCCCGGAGCGGCUCAAAGUGCCAGCGAAGCAACGCACGCUAAGCUUAAAGUCCAAGCAUCGCGUCAACGUGUUUUGUACACGGCAAAUGUCGGAGAUGCGCGUAUUGUACUUUGCAGAAAUGGCAAGGCUUUAAGGCUAUCCUACGACCACAAGGGAAGCGAUGAGAACGAGGGCAAGCGCAUUGCAAAUGCUGGUGGACUAAUUCUCAACAAUCGAGUCAACGGCGUCCUGGCUGUAACUCGAGCCCUUGGAGACGCAUACAUGAAAGAUUUGGUGACCGGUCAUCCUUAUACAACCGAAACGGUCAUUCAGCCUGACGCCGAUGAGUUCAUUAUUCUUGCCUGCGAUGGGGUAAGAAGCUUUCCUAGAUUCACCUUUUCAGCCCAAGUACUAACAUUAUUUGCAGUUAUGGGAUGUUUGCUCCGACCAAGAAGCUGUGGAUCUCAUCCGGGAGACUGAGGAUCCAAAUGCAGCCGCAAAACAUUUGGUUGAGCAUGCUCUGGCACGUUUCAGUACUGAUAAUCUGUCCUGUAUGAUAGUUCGUUUCAACAAAACCGCUCUGAUAACUACGGCUAAAGAUCCCGCAUCUGCCAUUGGCGUUGAAGGUGACCCGGAUUGCCACCCAGGUAAGAUCAGUGAAGCCGAAAAACUAGUCGGGGAAGCGAAGCGCAGAGUUCAGGAAGACGGCGUUCCAGGUGUUGGGGUUAGCGGAUCAAAUUCUGGAAAGGGUCAUGAUUCUCAGAUUGCGGAAGAUGAAGAACAAGCCAAGCGAGUCAACAUGGAGAAGGUCGUCGAAGAGGAGCCAAGUUUGGUGGAAGGCGAUGCACCAGAAGUCAGCACUGGAAAUGCAGCGGACCCCACUAUAAGAGAUAAGCUCAAGCUACCGAAAUAA
Messenger RNA from Hymenoscyphus albidus, 1930 nucleotides. The record is from the annotation of a GenBank genome assembly. NCBI's taxonomy places the organism in Eukaryota, Fungi, Ascomycota, Leotiomycetes, Helotiales, Helotiaceae.